Molecule: messenger RNA, 698 nt
Organism: Hyla sarda
Lineage: Eukaryota; Metazoa; Chordata; Amphibia; Anura; Hylidae
Product: gastrula zinc finger protein XlCGF66.1-like
Exons: 5
Coding region: 205-684 (159 amino acids)
Biological process (GO): regulation of DNA-templated transcription
Source: RefSeq, a predicted model, not a curated record
GGGCACUGCUGUUGUGUGUGGAGAUCUCUCAGAGCAGCAGCCCCUGAUCAUGUGACUCCCCCUCCAUAUGACUGAUCACAUGACGGUGACAUCAUCGCAGGUCCUGUAAGCACACGGCUCCUCUACAGAUAUAGGUUUCUCCAAUCCAGGAUCCUCUGCUGAUAUCUUCUAUAUAAGAGAAUUCUCCUGGAUGACCCAUCAACCAUGGAGAGAGACAGGAACAAGAUGGCCGACAGGAUCAUAAACCUCACCCUACAUAUACUCUUCCGGCUUACUGGAGAGGAUUACACAGUAGUGAAGAAGUCCUCUAGUGGGCGCUGUCGGGCCCCUGUGUGUGAAGGAUGGGGAAGAACCCUGAGCCCAAUCCCGGGGCCCCCACCUCACUCCCUGAUACAUGAGGAAAUGGAUGAACAGAAGAUCAGAGAACUCAUCAACAAGAUGAUGGAGCUGCUGACUGGAGAGGUUCCUAUAAGGUGUCAGGACGUGGCGGUCUAUUUCUCCAUGGAGGAGUGGGAGUAUGUAGAAGGACACAAGGAUCAGUACAAGGAUCAGGUCAUGAUGGAGGAUCAGCAGCCCCUCACAUCACCAGUCAGAUCCAGUAAGAGAACAGCACCAGAGAGGUGUCCCCGUCCUCUUCUUCCACAGGAUGAUCAGGUAGAUGGAGAUAUUCCCUAUGAUCUGUAGAAGGGCUGUGAAGC